AUGACUGAUCCACUUUUGAGACCAUUCGACAAGGAGCGGCUUCCCACAAUCCGCCGUCAUGGGUACUGGCGUCAACCUGUGCCCGGGAGUGAAGCCAACAACACGGAGCUCCAGUAUGAAGAUUGGAGGAAUGAGAAGAUCUUGGGGAGAGGAACAUAUGGCACUGUACGGCUGGUCAGGAGUGCUCAAGAUGAGAAAAAGAUGCGUGCAGUAAAGGAGGUUUUUAAGAUCAACACACCAACCGCCCUCGCAAGCCGAGAGUUGCAGGCCUUGAUUGCGCUCCAGAAGCACCCAGAACACUUCGUUAAGUUUUUUGGAUGGUGGGAAGAUGAUGAGUGCUUCUAUUUCGCCAUGGAAUACAUUGAGAAAGGCGACUUGAUGUCCCUCCUCAAAGACAAUAAGCUCACAGAGAUGGAUGCACGGACCAUUGCAAAGCAGAUUUUGGAAGGUCUACAAACCAUGCACCAAAAUCACAUCUGUCACCGCGAUGUCAAGCCGGACAAUAUCCUAGCCAUAUCAUGGUUGCCUGGACCGCUCCGAGUAAAGUUAACUGAUUUUGGUUGCGCCAAGUUCGGAGCUGGUACGGGGUUACGGACGACUAUUGGCACUGUGGGUUAUAUGGCUCCGGAAGUUCUAGGUUAUGACGAUGAUCAAGAGACAUCUAAUUACACAUAUGAAGCCGAUAUAUGGUCUCUCGGGUGUGUGAUAUACUAUGUUAUGACGAGGAAGCUUCCAUUAGUAGGAUUUCGCUCGUAUAUGAAGUACAUCAGAGGGCAGAUACCGUUGCCCAGCGAGAAGUUGAUCCAAAACGGCGUGAGCCAGAGCGGAAUAGAUUUCAUCAGCAUGCUCAUGAGUCCAGAUCGAGACAAAAGACCCAGUGCUAAAAUGGCGUUACAACAUGAGUGGCUUUAUGCUGUUACCGCGGAGAAAAAGUCAAACCCGGCAAGAGUGUCUUUGGCGGGGGAAGCGGGUGUAAAAAAGCCAAUUGUUAUUACCAUUUACCCUGAGAGUCACGAAUUGCCUUCUGGGUUACGUGAGUGCGCACCUCUCAGCCCACUAGUACACCAGCGUUCGGGCCACUGCGCAAGUACUCACCAAUUACUGCGCAUUACCCCCCCAAACACCCCUACCUCCCCGGGCCCCCCGGCCGGCCCAGACAAUAGGCGCCGUCGUGCAAGAAAUAGAGUGCGUCCUGCGCCAAUAAUGGAUUCUCGACGCCGGUUGAAGUGGCUGACCUUGCCCGUUUUCCUUUCCGGCGUAACGGGGGUGAGACAUGGUAUUGAGCAUUUGAGGGGGGAACGGCGUAAUAUUGAGAGACCAGUAUUCCUCCGCAAUUUCUUUUCAUCUCCGCCCCCGCUACUCGCGUUUAUCGUUCCACCCACCCUUGCCUUCAGUUUAUUCUUCCGAUCCAUUCUAUCCUUUACCAUGUCAAUACUACCUAUCUUACACGCCAUCAGAGAAAGUCCAAAAUUUAUAUAUAGAGACAGAUUUGGCCGCGGGUAA
Molecule: messenger RNA, 1503 nt
Organism: Morchella importuna
Lineage: Eukaryota; Fungi; Ascomycota; Pezizomycetes; Pezizales; Morchellaceae
Exons: 4
Coding region: 1-1503 (500 amino acids)
Biological process (GO): mitotic DNA damage checkpoint signaling; protein phosphorylation
Cellular component (GO): nucleus
Molecular function (GO): protein serine/threonine kinase activity; ATP binding
Source: RefSeq, a predicted model, not a curated record